Chionomys nivalis (European snow vole) is the source of this 1455-nucleotide messenger RNA. RefSeq names its product PRAME family member 12-like. The record is from RefSeq and is a predicted model, not a curated record. The transcript is spliced from 3 exons. The coding region runs from base 1 to 1455 and encodes 484 amino acids. Gene Ontology annotation, biological process: negative regulation of DNA-templated transcription; negative regulation of apoptotic process; negative regulation of cell differentiation. NCBI's taxonomy places the organism in Eukaryota, Metazoa, Chordata, Mammalia, Rodentia, Cricetidae. Gene Ontology annotation, cellular component: cytoplasm.
AUGAGUUUGAAGGCCCCACCCACAAUCCUGGAGUUGGCAGUAAAAAAUCUCCUGGGGAAUCAGGACUUCACCAUUUCAGUAUUGCAGGAGAUGCCCACGGAAUUCUUUCCAUCCCUGUUCAAGGAGGCUUUCAACAGAAGAUGCAUGAGGAUACUGCCAGCAUUGGUGUCAUCAUGGCCUUUUGCAUGCCUCCCUGUGGGGGCAAUGAUGAAGGUCCCAGAUGUGAUGAUAUUACAAGCUGUACUUGCUGGUAUUGAUAUGCUGUUGACACAGAAGGUUCACCUCAGAAGUUCAAAGCUUCAAGUCCUGGACCUAAGGAAUGAGCACAAUCGCUUCUGGGAUGUAUGGGCUGGACUAGAAGGUUUAGCCUGCUCAAAAGGAAUGUUGAGUGAGGAGCAAAAAUGCAAAGGCCUCCCUAGAUAUGCCCUGAGGCAACCCUUGAAGGUGGUGACUGAUUUUGAGCUAAAAGCUGAACUGGAUGAGCAACAAGCAUACUUGCUGCAGUGGGCCCAGCAGCAGAAAAGGUCCGUGAAGCUUUACUGUAUGAAGAUGACAAUCUGUGAAACUUCUGUGGAGCUUAUCAAGGCCGUCUUGAAAACCUUCCCACAAGACUCUGUGGAGGAACUUGAAUUAUCCAGAAACUGGAGUCUGGCCACACUGAGUCGUUUUGCACCUUGCUUAGGUCAGAUGAGAAAUUUGCACAAACUCCAUCUAGACCGAAUUGACAUGUACACUGACAUAGGUACAAAUCCUUUGACAGAUAGAGAGGAGAAACGUGAAUCUAAGUUCAUGUCUAAGAUCUUCAAAUUAAACUGCCUCCGGCACCUUUCAAUGAAUUAUAUAUUCUUUUCUGGUCAGCUCCUGAAACACUUGUGCAGAUCCAUGAUGUGCCCUGUGGAGUCUCUUUCCAUCCAAGGCUGCUUGUUGUCUGAGCCAGACCUGGAACAUCUGUGUUUGUGGCCGAGGCUUUAUCAGCUGAAACAUCUGAAACUACAUGGUCUAUCAUUACUCAACUUAAGUCCUACACAUCUCCAGUUUCUCCUUGAGAAGGUAUCAGACAGUCUGCAGACUCUGGAGUUACAGCACUGCUUGAUCAGUGAUUCUCAACUUAGGGCCCUGCUGCCUGCCCUGAGCAAGUGCUCCAAGCUCAAUAGGGUCAAUUUUUUUGACAAUGACAUUUCUACAUCUCUCCUGAAGGACCUUCUGCAUUGCAUGGCCAAUCUAAGCACGCUGACUGAGGAGUUCUACCCUGCCCCACUGGAGUGCUAUGAUCAAGGUGGUCUUGUCCUCCUCAUGGACAGAUUUGCCAAUCUGUGUCCUGAUCUCCUGAAUAUACUCAGGUCCAAAAGACAUCCCAAGAAAGGCUCAUUUGGUACAACAUUCUGCCAUAAAUGUUUACGGCGCUGCAUCUAUGACCUGAGGACUGGAUUUUGUCCUUGUCAUAAAAAAAGAUAG